UCUGCAGGAAGAACCAGAUCACUGUUUCCAGUGCACACCAAACCACACACACCACUCUGCUGUGCCACUAUUGACACUGUGACUUCUCUGUGUGAUGAUGUUAUCUUGCAUGGCUACCACCUGCUUACAUAACAGACAAAUUUGGGUUGUACCCGGAGUUGUUUCAGUUGCUGCUGAUGAUUCGGGCUCUGGGGGAAGUAUUACAUUCUUGGAUACAUCAUUCCAAGUUGCCUUUUAAAAAUGGCAAAGUUACUGAAUUGGUAUCCUGCAUCUUACUUUUCUAGUGGGUCUUUCUGGUGACUGAUUCUUCUCACCUCCUGACUCCUUCGGUAUUUGGCUUUGAGGGACUUUGCAGGCAUCAGGUGAGAAGAACUCUGUUUCAUUUUUUAGCAGGAAUGUCAAGCUUAGCCUUUGCAAGUUUUUGCUAAGGAACUCAGGAAAAUUUAAUUUUGAUUUUACAUUUUAUUAUGUUAUUACUUGAAGAGCAGUUUCUGAGUAGAAAUUAAGCUGCACUGCAAGCAUGUAUUUAGAGCUACCUGAAGCAUUUAUAUGAAUAAUGAAAGCAUGUUAGAUUCUAUAUGUAGCUGUUUUUAGCACCCUCUCUUCUCACCCAAGAGACAAAUAAUUUCUGUGGGCAAAUAACAUGGGAUCUGUAGCCAAACCAGCUUACAAAUUUGACAGCCCUGAGGCCUGGCCAGCCCUUGUUCAUCCACGCCAGCCAAAGCUCAGGGCAAGAAAAUUCCAAAAUAACAAUUCAGACGCCUUCACAAGCCUGGCACUGCUGUGCCUGGGCAUCCCCCAGGCCCUGGGCAGGUGGGUUCCCUGCGGUGACUCGCUCCCCUGCCAGCAGAAGGUGGCCAGCACGUGUUCCCUUCGCAUGACGCUGCGUGUUUAUUCACAGCGCUGCGAGAUCGGCUGCGGUGCAUUUUCAUUCUGUGCAUUGUUCUCCGGGCUGGUGAUGCCACCGCAUUGUGCUGAGUUUUGAAGAGUGCGAGCAGCCCUGCUGAUGUGACUCCCUGGACGCCUACUUUCCACUGGCCUGGGAUAAAAUUGGGUGGCUGUGUCUGCGGGACGCAGGCGCGUGCGGCGAGGCAGAGCCAUGGGGUUAGUGUAGCUGGGCCCCUGGGGAACUAUGCAGGACUCACCCAGCUCCCUGGUGAUGGAUGGAUACUCCAGCAAUGUCCCAGCCUUCCUAACCAAACUCUGGACGCUGGUGGAAGAUCCUGAAACAAACCAUCUCAUCUGCUGGAGUUCUAAUGGCACCAGCUUCCAUGUGUUCGACCAGGGCCGCUUUGCCAAGGAGGUGCUGCCCAAGUACUUCAAGCACAACAACAUGGCCAGCUUUGUCCGGCAGCUGAACAUGUAUGGCUUCAGGAAGGUGGUGAACAUCGAGCAGGGGGGGCUGGUCAAGCCCGAGCGGGAUGACACUGAGUUCCAGCACCUCUGCUUCCUGCAGGGCCACGAGCACCUCCUGGAGCACAUCAAGAGGAAGGUGUCAGUAGUGAAAAGUGAGGAGACCAAGAUGCGCCAGGAGGACCUGAGCAGGUUGCUGUAUGAGGUGCAGAUCCUGAGGAGUCAGCAGGAGAACAUGGAGUGUCAAGUGCAGGACAUGAAGCAGCAAAACGAAGUCCUUUGGCGGGAAGUUGUUUCUCUCCGGCAGAAUCACUCGCAGCAGCAGAAAGUGAUCAACAAGCUGAUUCAGUUUCUGUUUGGCCAGCUGCAAUCCAGCCCCAGCAGCGCUGGGAUAAAGAGGAAGCUACCUCUGAUGCUCGACAAUGGGAUGUCAGCUCCCCCCGUGUCCAAGUUCAGCCGGCACUUGUCUGCAGAGCCGCUCCAUGACCCCUAUUUCAUCCAGUCGCCAUCAACAGAACCUGCCUCUUGCUUAAACAGCCCUGGAAUUGCGGGAGGACCCAUCAUAUCUGAUGUCACUGAAGCAUCACCAUCCAACAUCAUAAAUAUGCAGCCUCCUCCUGAAAAUGACAGGGAGAAGUGCCUGAUGCUGAUCAAGGAGGAGCCGGUGAGCCCCGGUGUGAAGGCGGCGGCCGAGCCCCUGCCGGGCUGCCGGGCCUGCUCGGAGCCGCCGGUGCUGCCGGUGGCCAUGGUGCAGUCUGUCCUGGAGGGCAAGGGGAGCUGUGCUGCCCCCCCAGGAGCCUCCCAGCCAGCUGACAGGAGGGGCAGGAGGGCACUGCUGGACAGAACAGAUAUUUCAGACCCGCUGGAGGGCACUGACUGGAGCCUGGAGGGGCUGCAGCUGCUGCUGAGGAGCCAGCAGUACGGCCUGGAGCCUGCCAGCCUGCUGGAUGUCUUUAAUCCCAAUUUGUCUUUGAGUGAGUGGAACGUGACUGAAAUGGAGGCCAGUCUGUCCCCGAUGCAGCGACUCACAGUGGAUCUGGAGAAGAAUGCAACUGAGCUGCCCCCGAAAGUGUUCAACCCCCCGUUCAACAACACCUGCCCAGGGAAAGAUGCCAUUCUGGAAAGUGCCCAGCAGUUCCUCCUCGACCGUCAGUCCCUCUUCGGAAACGACCUCCUCAGCUUGCCUGAAAGCUCCUCCCUCUAUGUUCCAUCUGAAAAUGUGGCUUCCUACCUGUCCUCUGUGGGGGUCCAAGGGGACAUCCCUUUAAACCUGAGCUCCUCAACAGACAACAGCCAGUGAUUUUGCUUCCAGGAACCACCAUCUCCCUCCCACCCACCCAAGCAUCCACAGGUUUGAAUGUAAAGAAACAAAAGUGACUCAGAAACCCAACAGAGAGUUUAUUUUUGUGCCCUUUUUUUUUUUUUUUGGAGUAGAUGGAAAUGGUUGGUAGCUGUUGCAUUGCUCUCCCUGCACCUAGUUGUCAGUGUUUUUUAAAACAAAAUACUGUUUCUGGUGCUUGCUCCUAGGGGGAGUGAGAACUUGGCAGGAUUUUUUUUUCUUGAAAAUGCUUUUAGAAAUUUCAAAACCUCUGAUAAAAUGUAAGUGAUAAGUAGCUUGAAAGUCCAUCUGGGACUUCAUAAAUAGUGAUCCUGACUAGUGUCUGGCAAACUGUGGGAUUUUAUAGGGGCAGCACAGAUUAGCUAAGAUGCCUGACCCUUCUUGAUGCUGUUCUUGAAAUAGGAAAGGAAUCCAAUGCUCUACAGAUAUUUUUUAAUCCAUUUUCUGGGUUUGAUGGGAUGCACCUGUGCCUCUCCCUUGUCCUCCUAGGGUGAGGAGGAAACAGAUGUCUCAGGGUGUGCAGAAGAUCAUUUCCUGAGUGACCCCCAGGGCUGUGGCUCCCAGGGGAGCUCCAGACCAUCACAGGCCACAAACCAUCCCACGCUGAGUUAAGAGCAUUUGUUGUUUGGGAUUUGUUUUGCCCCAAAUUUCUUUUCUCUCAGAUAAAGGCAGGGCACUCCAUACUU
Empidonax traillii (willow flycatcher) is the source of this 3378-nucleotide messenger RNA. RefSeq names its product heat shock transcription factor 4 (gene HSF4). Gene Ontology annotation, biological process: regulation of DNA-templated transcription. Lineage: Eukaryota; Metazoa; Chordata; Aves; Passeriformes; Tyrannidae. The record is from RefSeq and is a predicted model, not a curated record. Gene Ontology annotation, molecular function: DNA-binding transcription factor activity; sequence-specific DNA binding. Bases 1133 to 2653 code for a protein of 506 amino acids. The transcript has 13 exons.